Molecule: messenger RNA, 243 nt
Organism: Sphenostylis stenocarpa
Lineage: Eukaryota; Viridiplantae; Streptophyta; Magnoliopsida; Fabales; Fabaceae
Source: the annotation of a GenBank genome assembly
AUGGGAGCUCGGAUUAUGGGCAUACUCCAUCAUUGGAAAGAAUUUAUAAAGGAGGGUCAUGAGCCUUUAAAAGAGGUCAAAGAUCAUAAAAUGUGUCAACUUAAGAAGAUUGAUCUGAAAAAGAUGGUAGUUGAGUUGCAGAGCAAGAAUAAGGAUAUGAAGCAUUGGAUGAUCGAGUUAAGGGAUCAUAAGCAAGAAGCCAUGGAAAAUUUGGAGGAGGAUUUGCAUGUGGUCAAGACCUAG